UCGCUUGCUGGCCCCGGUAUAAAACCCUGCGCAAGGCAGAAAACCUAUCAGACUUACGCACUGAUACAUGUAAUCAACGGUGAGCGGAGACUUGUUUCUGUGUUUAGGAUGUGUUAUUUUUUUUUAGCAUGUCACAAGAAAUAAACAGGGACAAAUAAAGAAGAUCAUCAUUUCUACAACGACUGGUUGGAAUAAACUCCGAUAUUCCCAUUCUGGAUUUCUUCAAGUGGACUAUUCCGCUGGAUCUUACUUGAAUCUGUGAAAGUCCGAUUCGUUUCGAGAAAAAUCCGACCCUUUUCGUGGUUUUGAACAUACGGACAGGUGACUGACGCGCUGCAAGGAAACGCGUCUCCUAAUAUCCAGCCUUGUGCGUACAAAGUCCGUCCUGAUUGUGGCACCGUGGGACAGCUUUGAAAACUUUCUCCAUGAGUGUUUGAGUGGUGCUGCACGGACCCGCGGAGCUUUCACUGCUUGUUGAGAGGGCUGUCAACACAAUGGGACGCCUGUGUCUGCUCCUGAUUGUCAGUCUGAGCUUACUCUCCUGCCAGGUUUUGUGCUCCGGCGUGUUUGAGCUCAAACUGCAGGAGUUUCUCAACAAGAAGGGGAUAGCUGGGAACGCCAACUGUUGCCCGGGAGGUGCCGCGCACCCGCAGGGCCACCAGCAGUGCGAGUGCAAGACCUUUUUUCGCGUCUGCCUGAAACACUAUCAGGCCAGCGUCUCCCCAGAGCCCCCGUGCACCUAUGGCGGUGCGGUGACUCCCGUGCUCGGCUCCAACUCCUUCCAGGUGCCGGAGACCAACGCGGACAGUUUCACCAACCCGAUCCGCUUCUCCUUCGGCUUCACGUGGCCAGGGACGUUUUCACUGAUCAUUGAAGCUCUGCACACCGACUCCCUGGACGACCUGACAACAGACAACCCUGAACGACUGAUCAGCAGGUUCACCACCCAGCGGCACCUUACCGUGGGAGAGGAAUGGUCGAAGGACAUGCAGACGGCCAGCAGGACGGAGCUGCGCUUCUCCUACCGCUUCUUGUGCGACGAGCACUACUACGGCGAAGGCUGCUCGGUCUUCUGCCGGCCCCGGGACGACGCCUUUGGACACUUUAGCUGCGGCGAGCGCGGGGAAAUCAUAUGCAACUCCGGCUGGAAGGGCCAGUACUGCACUGAACCAAUUUGUCUUCCUGGUUGUGAUGAGGAACAUGGAUUCUGCGAUAAACCAGGAGAGUGCAAGUGUCGUGUGGGCUUCAGUGGGCGUUACUGUGAUGACUGCAUCCGUUAUCCGGGGUGCCUCCAUGGCACCUGCCAACAACCGUGGCAGUGCAACUGCCAGGAGGGAUGGGGUGGACUCUUCUGCAACCAGGACCUGAACUACUGUACACACCACAAACCUUGUCUUAAUGGAGCCACCUGCACCAAUACCGGUCAAGGCAGCUACACAUGCUCCUGCCUACCAGGAUAUACGGGUGCUAACUGUGAGAUCCAAGUCAAUGAAUGUUCAGGAAACCCCUGCCGUAACGGAGGCAGCUGCAUUGACAAUGACAGCGGCUACAAGUGCACAUGUCCACCUGGUUUUUAUGGAAACAACUGUGAGUUAAGCGCCAACACCUGUGCGGAUGGGCCUUGUUUCAACGGUGGACGUUGUGUGGAUAACCCUGAGGGUGGCUACUUCUGUCAGUGCCAAAUGGGAUAUGCUGGUUUCACUUGUGAGAAGAAAAUUGACCAUUGCUCCUCCAAUCCAUGUUUAAACGGUGCUGAAUGCGUGGAUCUGGUGAACUCCUACCUGUGUGAGUGCGUUGAGGGAUUUUCAGGCCCCAACUGUGAGGUUAGCAGCAGUAUUUCUGGAUACUGCCAGUCCUUUCCUUGUCAGAAUGGUGCAACUUGCCAGGAGGCAGUUGACGGCUACACAUGCAAUUGCCCUCCAGGGUAUACUGGCAGAAACUGCAGCUCUCCGAUCUCUCGCUGCAUUCACAACCCAUGUCAUAAUGGAGCCACUUGCCAUGAGCGCGGUGGUCGCUACGUGUGUGCCUGCGUGCCCGGCUACGGCGGAAAUAACUGUCAGUUCCUCCUACCGAAGGUUCCCGGUGAUUCCCAGCCAGUUGUUGAUGGACCAGAUCGACGAUAUUCAUCCUCAGAGAGUGGAAACGCAGACAUCGAGGAGGACGACGACAGCGGAUUCCCGUGGACAGCUGUCUGUGCCGGCGUUUUCCUCGUUCUUGUGAUCCUGAUCAGUUGCUCUGUGUUGGUGGUCUAUGUCCGGGUCAAGCUGCAAACUAGACACAAUCCUCACAGCGACAGUGUUCACAGUGACAGCCAAGAGACCAUGAAUAACCUGACAACCAAUAACUGUCUUCGAAGCGACAAGGAGCUUGGUGGUAUGAUGACAGCGUCGAUUAAAAACACCAAUAAGAAGGUAGAUUAUCAUUCAGACCUCGCAGGGUCACUUGGGGGUCUGAGUGGAAUCAGCAGCCUCAAUGGAUCGGAGAAAAACGGCUUUAAGCCUCGUUAUCCAAGUGUGGAGUACAACCUGGUCCACGAACUCCGGCAAGACGAUCUGUUACCUUGUGCAGAGGAGGAAUGCAAAGAGCCAGAGCCCAGAUGUGAGCCGCUGGAUGAGCCCAGCACAGGGGACGGAUUUAGGAAAAGACAAAACAGUGAUGCAUCGGAAAAGAAGCCGGAGGCAGAGUCACCAGGAUGCAGCGAAGCAAAAGAUCAGUCAUCCACCGACUUAAACUGCCACGCGGCGAGGGAUCCUCAGUACCAGUCAACCUGUGACCUCAAAUCCCAGUCGAACAGUGAAGCUGCGUACCCCACGCCCGGUGACAGCCGGUACCCCUGUUCCAGCGACACCAAAUACCAGUCUGUCUACGUCAUAUCAGACCAGAAAGAUGAAUGUAUUAUUGCUACAGAGGUAUAAUAAUGAAACCAGUCUCCUGUGGUUGAUAUUGGUCCAAACACACCAACCCUGAGCAGUAGAGCUCAGCUUGUUUCUGGGAGGUUUUACUCCUGCUGUUUUGCUGCUGUUCCCUGGGAUUUCCUAGAGGACUUUGAGCCAAGGUAAUCGAGGUGCCGGUGCAGAGUCGUAACCUGCUUGGCCAUGGCUGAGGACUACAGCGAUACUACGGGUCAAUUUAGAAUAUUCUUGGCCUUGGAUGGACGCAGGUCUUUUGGUGACUCUAUGCUACGGAUGAAGCACCAGAACAAAGUGCCAGCACUCGUACAGACUUUGUACAGACCCAAUGCUGAUUCAGCGAGUCAAAGACUGCUGGGGAACUCAUGAAGAGCUUGCUUGAUGUCUCCUUGCAGCGCUGGAAGAUUUACAGCUCAUAAGUGGAUGAACUGUUCUCUCCUCACAGGCAACGAAGCGUUACCUUAGAUGUUGACCGAUGAUAUUGUACGGUGGUGUACCGACUAAAUGAACAAUGUAGUACCUUUUAGAGUACUGAAAACAUUUAAAGUACUGCUGUAGUACUGUUUUGUGCUGUGGUUUUACAUUGCUGUGUAAAAUCUGUCCUGGAUUUCCGAUAGUUUAUGUUCUGCGCAGUGCUGCAGAGUGGAGGGUGGAGCUGUUGCAACAGUAGGAGUCCCUGUAUUUACAGGGUGCCCGCUUUUAAGAAUUCAUGCAAUAAAUCUCAAGCAGAACUUUCCAUAUAAGAUUAUUUAAAUUUUAGGGCUGCGCGUAGGACAGCCGAACGCUUUCAGCUCUACAGCACUGACAGAUGUGGCUGAGCUGGUUCUCAGCAGGAAACAGAGAACUGAAAAACUCCAGUAGUGACUGCAGAUCGAUCCACCAUGGAUUCUGUUGGGCCAUACUGGCCUGUGAGCCCUGAAAAAAGUCUGAUACACAGGGAGAUGUUUGGGGCAAGGAAUACAAGAGAAGAACAAAAUCAAACAAAUUCAUGCUUGGUAUUUAAUUAUCAAAAUAUCUGUUCAAAUUAAAACUGACGGUUUGGCAUUUUCCCCCAUUACCUCCUAAUGAUGUCUUUGUUUUUUUCCACGAGAACAAAACCGAGCUGUAAAGUCUUAACUGCCAAGACCUCAUUGCACUAUAGAGGUGUGUGUGUGAGUGUGUGAGUGUAUGUGCGAGUGUGUGUGUGUGUGUGUAUAGAAGAAGCAAAUGACCGCUUUUGGUGUCGAUGUAUACACUGCCGACUUCCUCUCCAGUCUUCCACUAUCAGCCAAUUCAAGGACACCAUCACUCCACCUGGUUAAGAACUUUUGUUUUUGUUUUUUAAAUUUUAUCUGUUAUCUAAAGAAAGAUGUAUGCAUUUAAUUUAA
Molecule: messenger RNA, 4276 nt
Organism: Fundulus heteroclitus (mummichog)
Lineage: Eukaryota; Metazoa; Chordata; Actinopteri; Cyprinodontiformes; Fundulidae
Gene: dld
Product: deltaD
Exons: 12
Coding region: 495-2915 (806 amino acids)
Biological process (GO): multicellular organism development; Notch signaling pathway; cell communication
Cellular component (GO): membrane
Molecular function (GO): calcium ion binding
Source: RefSeq, a predicted model, not a curated record